This is a messenger RNA of Oryza brachyantha (malo sina), 1801 nucleotides long. RefSeq names its product pentatricopeptide repeat-containing protein At2g30100, chloroplastic. The transcript has 2 exons. The record is from RefSeq and is a predicted model, not a curated record. Bases 80 to 1516 code for a protein of 478 amino acids. Lineage: Eukaryota; Viridiplantae; Streptophyta; Magnoliopsida; Poales; Poaceae. Gene Ontology annotation, molecular function: protein binding.
UCCCCCGCGCCCAAUCCCAAUGCGCUCCGCCUCCCAACCCUAGCUCGCCCUCCCCUCGCAUCCCACCCCAUCCCAUCCCAUGGCCCUCUCCUCCCACGCCGCCGCGGCCGCCGCCUUCCCCCACCUCUCGCUCCCCCCCUCCCCUCGGCCCCGCCCCGCCGCCGCCGUCUCCCUCAGGCCGCCGCUGCCCCCGCGCUCCGUGCGCCUCGACCUCGGCCUGGGAGGAGCAGGCGGGGGGAUGCUGGCCGCCGCGAUCGAGCACCUGGAGCGGGAGCCGGCCUCGGCCGGGGAAGGGGACCCCGCGGCGUCGGCGCAGCUGGCGGCGCUGUCGCCGCGGGAGCUGCAGCUGGUGCUCGUCUACUUCGCGCAGGAGGGCCGCGACGCCUACUGCGCGCUCGAGGUCUUCGACUGGCUCCGCCGCGCCAACCGCGUCGACGGGGAGACCAUGGAGCUCAUGGCCGCCAUCGCCUGCGGCUGGAUCGAGCGCCUCGUCGGCGCCGGCGGGGACGUCGCCGACGUCGCCGCGCUGCUCGGGGAGAUGGACUGCGUCGGCCUCCGCCCCGGGUUCAGCCUCGUCGAGAAGGCCGUCGCGCUCUACUGGGACCGCGGCGAGAGGGGCAGCGCCGUCGAGUUCGUCAGGGACGUCCUCAGGAGAGGGGGCCUCGGCGCCGGAGGGGAGUACGCCACUGCCGCCGACGGCGAACGUGGAGGCCCCGUCGGUUACCUCGCGUGGAGGAUGAUGAUGGAUGGGGACUACCGAGAUGCUGUUAAACUGAUCAUUGAAUUUAAGGAGAGUGGCCUGAAACCUGAAGUAUAUAGUUAUCUUAUUGGGUUGACUGCCUUGGUUAAAGAACAAAAGGAAUUCUCAAAGGCAUUGCGGAAAUUGAAUUCAUCGGUUAAGGAAGGCUCAAUUUCCAAACUGGAUGCUGAUACCAUGCAUAGUAUUGAAACUUAUCAAUCUAAAUUAUUAAGAGAUGGUGUUCUUUUAUCAAAUUGGGCAAUUCAGGAAGGCAGCAGUGAUGUCCUAGGACUUGUGCGCGAGAGGCUCCUUUCAUUGUACACUUGUGCUGGUUGUGGCUUAGAAGCUGAGCACCAACUUUGGGAAAUGAAGCUUCUUGGUAGGGAGCCUGACACACAGCUCUAUGAUGUUGUUCUGGCCAUUUGCGCUUCUCAGGGGGAAGCUGCUGCUGUCCGUCGAUUGCUUGCUGGAGUCGAGUCAACCAGUGCGGGAAGAAGGAAGAAGUCUAUGUCAUGGCUUCUACGAGGCUAUGUCAAAGGUGGCUUCUAUCUGGAUGCCUCAGAGACACUCAUGAAGAUGCUUGAGAUGGGCUUGUGUCCAGAGUACCUAGACAGAGCUGCUGUGCUGACUGCCUUACAGAGAAACAUACAGGAAUCUGACAGCCUGGAGUCAUACUUGAAACUCUGCAAGCGACUCUCCGAGACGGAUCUGAUCGGACCGUGUGUCAUAUACUUGUAUGUGCGCAAGUUCAAACUAUGGAUGAUGCACAUGCUGUAGAGCCUGUGAGGCUCUGACAUUACAUAUGUGAACAUAGAACAUACGCAGGCACACACUGCUGGAGCUUCAGAUGCUUUUGAGAGCUCUGGUGAAGGAGAUGGUAGAAGACUCCGAAUGGGAUGAAUCAGCUGGUACAUAUUUACGGUUCCUUGUAUAUUUUUGGCCCAAAAGGAGCUCUCGAUACGAGCUGUUCAUCCUGGUUGGAGCAAUUGAUACAUUGUUGGACAGAGUACGUACAAACUUUGUAAACUUUUACAGUUUAGAUAUCUCCGGUUGCUGGUGAAA